AUGUCGUUGUCCGACGGAGCUAAGGAGAUUGUUCAACGUCAUUGUGAUGGGCAGCCCGGCCUGGUUGAGAAGGUCACUGCAGAGCUUGAGAAGGAGAACGUGCUACAAGUAAUGAUGUUGUCUAACCUGACCGAUGCGCAAGUGGAAACUCUGGUUACCGGCAUAGCCACGGACGAGUUGAAAGAUAAGAAGAUAAUGGUCGGUUGUGCAUUGAGAUCGUGCGUGAAGGAUGCUGGUUUCCAAGUUGACUUAUUCGCUGCAGGCCAAAAGGCUCUCCCUCUAGCUCGCAAUGAGAAGGACUGGGCUGCCCAAAUGCGUAGACGAGCCGAGCUUCUGAAGUCAAUGGUGGGCAUCGACCACAUUGCGAGUGAACUCAUGCCACCGGUGCUGAUAUGGAAGCGUCUGACGGAUAAUCCCUCGGUUUUCAUCGACUUCAAGGACCUUGUGGAAAGCAAGGCCAAGAAGGACACGACAAAGCUAGGUCGUUCCGAUCCUGUGAAGCUCGACUUUAUCCUUAACGAUGUGCCGCAGUCUUUGACUCUUCCGAGAGAGGAGAAGGGCGUCAUCG
Perkinsus marinus ATCC 50983 is the source of this 568-nucleotide messenger RNA. RefSeq lists its product as hypothetical. The record is from RefSeq and is a predicted model, not a curated record. The transcript has a single exon. NCBI's taxonomy places the organism in Eukaryota, Perkinsozoa, Perkinsida, Perkinsidae. The annotation marks the transcript as partial.